CGCUCGCAGCCGGAGCCAGUGGCGCCCGCCGAGUUUGACCUUGGAUCGGGAUCGCUCGGUUCGCACGGCCGCACCCGGAAGCGCCGACUUCGAGCCUCUUCUCCGCCUUCAAGCGAACGGCGCUACAGAACGCGCGGCCCCCGCCUCCCGCGCUCCCCCAUGCACCUGCCCGGCUGCGGCCCCGCCAUGGCCGACGCCAGCUUCUCGCUCGCCGGCCACCUGCUCCGCAGCCCUGGCGGCAGCACCUCGCGGCUGCACAGCAUCGAAGCCAUCCUGGGAUUUACCAAGGACGAGGGGAUCCUCGGCUCCUUCCCGGUGGACGCAGGCGCCCAAAACGCAAAGGAGCGGGAAAGGACGCCCGGCGCGCGGGCCGCCUGCACCAAGGCGCCGGGGGGAGGAGCUGAGCCCUCCCAGCAGCCCGCCCCGGCUCCGGCUCCCGAGUACGAAGCCCCUCGUCCCUACUGCCCUAAGGAGCCCGGGGAGGCGCGACCGAGCCCCGGGAUGACUGCCGGGCCCGCCGCUGGCGACGCGAAGUUAUCCGAGGAGGAGCAGCCCAAGAAGAAGCACCGACGGAACCGCACCACCUUCACCACGUACCAGCUGCACGAGCUGGAGCGCGCGUUCGAGAAGUCCCACUACCCUGACGUCUACAGCCGCGAGGAGCUGGCGGGCAAGGUCAACUUACCCGAAGUCCGGGUCCAGGUAAAGCGCCCAGAUCAGUCCCCGGGAGGGCCCGAGGCCAGUUGCAGCCAAUGCUCCCUUGAAUCCCCCGGCGUCCACGCAUCUGUGAUGGCGCUUUUCCUGUUGGCCUUCCUCGCUUUGCUUGGCCCAGAGCCCCGAAGGCACGUUACAGAUCUUCCAUGUACCCCACGCACUACCCUUCUCACAUUCUGUUCCAGGCCAGCACAGCACCCAGCAUAUAACCAGUUCUUAACACACAGCUGUGAUGUGGUGUGGUUCCAGAACCGACGGGCCAAGUGGCGGCGGCAGGAGAAGCUCGAGGUGUCGUCCAUGAAGUUGCAGGACUCGCCCCUCCUCUCGUUCAGCCGCUCCCCGCCCUCCGCGGCUCUGCUCGCGCCGCCGCCGCCCGCCUACCCGUGCGGGCCGGGCUUCGGGGACAAGUUCCCGCUGGAUGAGGCGGACCCGCGGAACAGCAGCAUCGCGGCGCUGCGCCUGAAGGCCAAGGAGCACAUCCAGGCCAUCGGGAAGCCGUGGCAGACCCUCUAGGGGCACCGGGGACCAAAUCGAGCCAGACGACCCUUCCGGGAGCGGACCCCGAGCCACACGCGCGCGUCCCUUCUCCCCGGGUCCCCCCACUCGGCCACUUCUUCCCUGUGCCUCCUGAAGCUACAGCCAGGCUUGGGUGUUGGACACGCGUCUGUCUACUCCUGACUCACCGGGGAAGACUGACCCUCAUGCCCGCCAAAACCCCCUGGCCUCCCGCAGCCCCCACGGAUCCCCACCCCUGCUGCCGGAGGUGGAGAGGUGGCCCAGCGCCACUGGCCACGCUGCUCCUGCCCCCGCGGGCGCCGGAGCCUCCAGGUUCUAGGGACCCAAAGCUCUUGACUUCAGAUAGCGACAACUGAGAGUGAAGGGAGGCGGAGAAAUAGUUUGAAGGACUGUUUGUAUACCUAGUUUCAAAGUAUUUGG
Molecule: messenger RNA, 1650 nt
Organism: Pteropus alecto (black flying fox)
Lineage: Eukaryota; Metazoa; Chordata; Mammalia; Chiroptera; Pteropodidae
Gene: RAX
Product: retina and anterior neural fold homeobox
Exons: 5
Coding region: 160-1227 (355 amino acids)
Biological process (GO): positive regulation of transcription by RNA polymerase II
Molecular function (GO): RNA polymerase II cis-regulatory region sequence-specific DNA binding; DNA-binding transcription factor activity, RNA polymerase II-specific
Source: RefSeq, a predicted model, not a curated record